Messenger RNA from Misgurnus anguillicaudatus (oriental weatherfish), 7260 nucleotides. RefSeq names its product copine-8. Gene Ontology annotation, molecular function: calcium-dependent phospholipid binding. NCBI's taxonomy places the organism in Eukaryota, Metazoa, Chordata, Actinopteri, Cypriniformes, Cobitidae. Gene Ontology annotation, biological process: cellular response to calcium ion. The record is from RefSeq and is a predicted model, not a curated record. Gene Ontology annotation, cellular component: plasma membrane.
UCGGCAAACAGAGGGGACGCUGUCUCUGUUAUGGAGUGACAUCAGCACUGCUUUUCUCCGCACACAAUCUUUUCCUAUGAAUUUCCCCUCGUAGAGCGGCGCGCGCGUCUCCACACACUUCCGUCUCAAGGAGUUCAACAACCGAAAGCCUCAUGAACAGCACGAGCAGCUGCGGCUUCCUGAACAUGGCGACGAUAGGAGAUUUUGACCCGCUCAGCGCCACUAUUCCAGCAACAAAAGUUGAGAUCACAGUUUCUUGCAGAAACCUGCUCGACAUGGACACAUUCUCUAAAUCAGAUCCAAUAUGUGUGCUGUACACUCAAGGCAUUGGCACCAAAGAGUGGCGAGAGUUCGGGCGAACGGAGGUCAUCGAUAACACCUUGAACCCAGACUUCGUCCGCAAGUUUAUACUGGACUACUUUUUUGAGGAAAGACAGAACUUAAGAUUUGAUCUGUACGAUGUUGACUCCAAGAGCACCAACCUGUCGAAACACGAUUUCUUAGGCCAAGCCUGCUGUACAUUGGGAGAGAUGGUGGGUUCAUUGGGCAGUCGUAUGGAGAAGCCUCUUGGGGGGAUUCCUGGGAAGAAAUGUGGGACGAUUAUUGUGAAGGCAGAGGAGCUUAGCAACUGCAGGGAGUCUGUUAUGAUGCAAUUUUGUGGCAACAAACUGGACAAAAAGGACUUCUUUGGAAAAUCUGACCCCUUCCUAGUGUUUUACCGCAGUAAUGAGGAUGGAACAUUCACAAUUUGCCAUAAAACAGAGGUGGUGAAGAACACACUGAACCCUGUGUGGCAGGCCUUCAAGAUACCUGUCAGAGCCUUAUGCAAUGGUGAUUAUGACAGAACGAUCAAGGUUGAAGUAUAUGACUGGGACCGAGAUGGCAGUCAUGACUUCAUUGGAGAAUUCAGCACAAGUUACAGAGAGCUAUCAAGAGGCCAGUCACAAUUCAACGUGUAUGAGGUCAUAAACCCCAAGAAGAAAGGCAAGAAGAAAAAAUACCUCAACUCUGGAACAGUUACGCUCCUGUCAUUUCUUGUUGACACUGAAGUUACCUUCCUAGACUAUAUCAAGGGCGGGACUCAGAUUAAUUUCACAGUGGCGAUUGAUUUCACAGCUUCUAAUGGCAACCCAGCCCAGCCCACCUCUCUUCAUUACAUGAGUCCAUAUCAGCUCAACGCCUACGCCAUGGCGCUCAAAGCUGUGGGGGAGAUCAUACAGGACUAUGACAGCGACAAGAUGUUCCCUGCACUGGGCUUCGGAGCUAAACUGCCUCCUGAUGGGAGAGUAUCACAUGAGUUUGCCCUGAAUGGAAACCCACAGAACCCAUAUUGCAAUGGCAUUGAUGGAGUAAUGGAGGCGUAUUACCAGAGUCUCAAAUCUGUCCAGCUCUACGGUCCCACCAACUUCUCACCUGUCAUCAACCAUGUUGCCAGAUACGCUGCGUCAGUAAAGGACGGAUCACAGUAUUUCAUCUUGCUCAUCAUCACAGAUGGAGUGAUAUCAGAUAUGGCCCAGACAAAGGAAUCCAUUGUUAAUGCUGCAUGUCUUCCCAUGUCAAUUAUUAUUGUUGGAGUCGGACCAGCUGAGUUUGAUGCCAUGGUCGAGUUGGAUGGAGAUGAAGUAAGGAUCUCUUCAAGAGGAAGAUAUGCUGAAAGAGACAUUGUGCAGUUUGUUCCAUUUAGAGACUACAUAGACCGCACUGGAAACCACAUACUCAGCAUGGCCCGCCUGGCCAAAGACGUUCUGGCUGAGAUCCCAGACCAGUUUCUCUCUUACAUGAGGACCAGAGGCAUCAAGCCAUCCCCCGCUCCCCCUCCGUACACACCCCCAGGACACCCACUGCAAACUCAGAUCUGAACGGGGCCCAGGAGCGAGCCUUGCUGCAUCUCAGUAUCUCUUUCUCAAUCACUCAGUGAUCUGAAGGUUCCCUCAGCUCUAUCUGUUCCUUUCUCUUUGCACUAUGAUGGCUAAAGAUGGACAUCGUGGUUAGACAGGGUUCUGAGGACAGGUUUACCUCUGUUAUAGGCGUUCUGUCUCACAAUGUCUUACUCCUUCUCUCUGUGUCUCUCAACGCCUGGCUAGCUCAUCUCUGAGGGCCAUGGUCGAAUGAAUUUUUUGGUUCUAGCUCACUUAGGAAAUGAAAGCUAAAGGUGAAUAAAGUGAAGGAACGACUAACAAAUUGAGCUGACAGUGUCGCGCCCUGUCUCACAACAGCUGAACAGCUUCCUCUUCCUCCGACUGGAAAGAUUAAUCAAUCGCCAGUUGCAAACUGACUGUUGUAAAUAACUUUUGAAGUAGGUUUCUUCCGUCAUUUCGUAUCUCUUCCUAGCUCUGUUCUCUGAACUCUCACUCAGUGUUUACAUGUCAAUGAUUUUCUUACCGUUGAAUCGAACUUUUAUAAGCGUAACUUCUCAACAUGAACUUUCGCCGUAGGAAUCCUUGCUGCGUGUUAUCUUUGCCAUGCCUGUCAGGUCGCAGGGGCUGUUGUCGUCGCAGAAAAAAACAUUUCUUGCAUGGAAAUGGUGUGCUCAGGCAUGAGGUGCAUGUUUUGAAAUGUUCACUUUAUUUGGCCUUUUCUUUCUUUCAUGAUUUCGUUAUGAACCAUUUCAUUUUACAUUCGAUUCCUCCUAUAUAAUCUUUCGUUUUAAUUAUUUUUGCCCUGAAACAAGUGCAAUAUAUGGGCAACUCAUUCUGUAAAGUGAACCUCAUAAGAUACAUCGUACUUUUUUGCAGUUAAACCUGAGCAGCUGCUCUAAUAUAAGAGCCCAGUGGUCAAAAACACAGAUGCCAUUAUUUCCUGUCUUAAAACAUUGUAUCGAUGUUGUGUCAUUUUCUCUUGGUUUGACGAUGUUUUGUUUUUCCAGUAUCAUAUUUAAUCAUAACCUUGUAGAGUUGCCCAAAGAUAGUGACGAAAAAGCACAAAGCUAGUUACGAAAUCCUCAUUCUAGGAUCUCAUUGUGAAUAUUUUCAGAUUUCUCCUUCAGUGUUGAAACCAGAUGUGCUGAAUUGUUCAUUUAUUUACAAACGUUUUGUAAAGAUAUUUUUGAUAUUUUAUUAUUUUAGAAAUGUGCUGCUAUUAUCAGGAAACCCAAACCAAUUUUGGGCAUAAAGUCUUCAAAACAUACUUUUUUCCCCCUCUAUUUACUCAUCUCAUUUGUAUUUGUGGGUAUUUGUGACAAAGGUGUGGUUCCACCACAUGUACACUAGUGUUCAAAAAUGUAGGGCUUAGAUGCAGCUUAGAAAGCAGCUUAGAUGUCAGCUUUAAUAUAAUAAACCUGAUAAAUAAAUUUGGACUGUCCUCCAACAAUAACAACCUCAAAGUUUGUUUGUGCAAGCAGCUUAUUACGACAUACAGUAGCGUUGUAGGGAUAAGCGCCCUCUAGCGGCCAGCAGCUUAUUACAGUCUGUGGUAACGUUGCAAGGUUGGUUGCCAUACACUAUGUGUCAGAUUUCAUAAUGUUAUGGUUUUAAAGAUAUUUUGGAGCAUCUAACACCAUUCCUACCCUAAACUCAACCACUUUACGCCAGGAAAGUACAAUACAGUCACAGGUUUUAUUGCAUAAAUUGAGCAAUAAACAACAGUAUAAAAUAUUACAACUCGCGUUGCAAACCGUGCGAACUGAAGCCAUAAGGUCACUUUAUAUGAACAUUAACCGGAACAUUAGACGUACGAGACACAAUGCUAUUUCACAAAGAUGAUGUAUCGCUUCUUCUGGCAGCAGUUUUUGAACGAGUGUCUGUCCGGAUCUGAGAUUUACAUCAGAUAAUGAUCGCUUUUGUGUCUUUUCCUUGAGUUUGUUUUGACAUUGGUAUACUUGGAAUAUUUGUACUUUUAAAAAAGUGACUGUUUUGUAUGCUGUUUUAUAUUAUAUCAUGGGCGUCAGAAGCAUAAAAAUGUGGGUGGGUCCAAAACAUUUUCUGGAGUAGAUGCCAUUUUCUUGUAUUCUUGUGCCUUUUAAUUAAACAAUUGCCUAAAACAGUGGUCUCCAACAAGGAGACCACUUGGAAUAUUAGCUUGGCUUAUUUUAUGUAUGGUAACAUUUUAAACAAUGAUAAAAACAUAUCAACAAGUAAAACCAAAUUAAAAUAAGUAAAACAAUAAAAGUUUUGAGUAGACUAUAUCAAAAAAGUAGCCCUCCAUUUCUAUUGUGGUAGCCCUUGCUCUUAAAAAGGUUGGAGACCCCUGGCCUAAAGCCCAGAAUACACUGCAGGAUUUUUGUCUCCUGUACGAUUAUGUCACGGAAGCUUCGGCAGAUGCGUCACACAUUAGCGCAACGUCACCAGCAUGCGCCCGUGGUAAACAAAUACCAGUACGGAGGUCGUAGCAGCAAACACACUGUGCGGUAAUCGUGCUGAAUUUCUGACACUGUCAGAAAACUAUCGUAGGCUAUCUUUGGACGCAAGACCGGGAAAACGGCCGUCUUUGAACCUCUCUCACUGUACGACAUAGGACCACCGAUGAAGAGCCACGAUCGCAGAAAUUGCGAUGUGCCAAAUUAGCAAAAAAUUGAGUGAGUCCAAUUUCAUUGGUCUUAAGAAGGGGUGGGUUUUGUCCCACGCACAUAUAACUGUUCUGACGCCCAUGUAUUAUAUAAUGGGUAAUAUAAAUAUAAAUAAUCAUAUCUCAAUACAUGUCAUUAUAGAAAAAUUAUACCUCAAUAUAUUUCAUAGAUGUUUCAUCUGCUGCCAUUAGAGGCGCUAAUUUCUCGCAUCUUUUGGUCGUAUUUAGGGAGUUGACAAACAACCGCAGUGUUUCUCAACCCGGGUCCUCAAGGACCCCCUUCCAGAAAGUUUUAGAUGUCUCUUUAUUUAAAACACCUGAACCAACUGAUCAGCCUCCUUCCAGAAUGUCUCCCUAUCAAGCUAAUAAUUUAAAUCAGGUGUGUUUAUUAAGGAGACAUCUAAAACAUUCUGGAAGGGGGUCCUUGAGGACCAAGGUUGAGAAACACUGGGUUAGAGGACAGGUUGUUUUUAUAGUGUCUACCAAAACAUAUAGAAAUGCAUGUUUAACAAUGUAAAAUACAUGAAUACAUAUGAAUACUAAUGAGAUCUCCCUGUCUUACUACAUAGCCAAGAACAAAACUGGAAAAUUGGAAACACUGGUUUCAGAUGUCUUUGUGAUCUAUAAGAAAGAAAAUCAUAAUGACUCUUGAGCCACUAUGAUUCACUUUAUCGAGCAGAAGUUGUUUUUAUAUUAUACAACAUUAUUGUGUGAGUGUCUACAUUUUUUUUGUCUUAAUAAUACUUUAUUGUUAUCGCAUUAUCACCUUCUGUCUUUAUCAUCCUAUUUUUAUACAAUUAUGCCAACAGUUAACUUUUGUGCUAAAACAUCCUUAAACAGCAAAUGUGAAUCUUCUAGUAUGUAGCAGCUAAAACUGAUUUUCCUACAGAGCACUAUUGUGGUGAAAUAUUUUGGGUGACAGCCUCAUGUUGAAGAAUAGCAUUCCCUUAGUCUGCCGGUUGGGAUCGAUCUUCUAUAUGUUUCAUAAAUAUCAUGAAAUAUAAACAUAUACAGUGGCCUUAAACAUUGACACAAAAAUAUUUAAAACGUUCUAGUUGACAAACGCUGGACCAUGACAAGAUAUUGCAAAAAUGGCUUCGAAAAGCUUGCACAUCUUUUUGCAACAAAUAACAGUUGAUAUUUGCUGCAAUUUCAUUCCUUCAUACUUAAACAUUAGGGGUGUGACGAGAUCUCGUAAGAUUACAUGUGUCUCGCGAGAUUUCUUGUGGAGGUGCUGGCCGUUUCUCAAAUAAAAGACUGCAUCCUUCGGAGGUCGCAUUUUUAAACUGCAUUUACUUCAUCACUGUCUUAUUAUAGACUAUAAACAUGGUUCAAGUAUUAAAAAACCCUAUGUGGCCACUGUAUAUUUGUAAAGUGUUAUUAGUGUGAAAACAAAUCAUCUCACGACAAUAACCCGUAUUUUAACAAAUUAGUUAUGCUAUAUUCAUUUUUUCCAUAUUAUGUUAUUGUUGAGAAAAUAUAAUUUGCAUAUAGUUUGAAUAUACUUUUUUAUUUGAUCUAUUAUAUUUUUUAAAUAGGCAUGUUGAUGUCAUUAAAGAAACUCUAUUCUGGUCUUAUCUUAGAAAUAAUGUAAGCUUAAAGGUGCAGUGUGUAAAUUUUAGCGGCAUCUAGUGGUAAGGUUUCAAAUUGCAACCACCAGCUCAGUCCACGUCCCAACCCUCGCUUCUGAAAUGCAUAAAGAAGCUACGAUAGCCACCACUGGACAAAAAUGUCAUCGUCGGAGACAACUUAGUAAAAAAGUUUGUUCGUUAAGGGCUUCUGUAGAAACAUGGCGGCACAAAAUGGCGGCUUCCAUGUAAGGGGACCCUCUGUGUAUGUAGAUAAAAACGUCUCAUUCUAAGGUAAUAAAAACAUAACGGUUCAUUUUAAAAGGUCUUUAUACACCACUGAUAAUAUAGUUUUGUAUAUUAUUUGCAUUUCUUUCAAGAGAUCCUUCUAAAAAUUACACACUGCACCUUUAAUACUAAAUCCACAAUAAUAAAAUAUAGGAAUGGCCUGAUCAUACACUUUUAUGAUUCUUCCUUGACUUUAAUGAGUGAAUGAUGUGUUAAAAGGUAGCACUCGAUCUAGAUAUCUGGGAAUGUUUACUCUCUCAACCGAUGCUGUAAUUCAAAAAUCACCCUCAGCCCCAAUCAUUUGUAAUCCAAUCCAUUUGUGCCAUAGUAGUUGCCACUUUGGCAAACCCAUCCACCUGUGAGCACUGUGUGUGUGCAUGUGAGUGUGUGUGUGUGUGUGUGUGCGUGUGUGUGUGUAACUCAGCGAGCGUGGAAGUGUUUUUAAAUUUGUUACUCGACUAACAUGAAAUUUGUUUACUAAAGAUAUCCAAAUAUUAUAUUGUAUGCUCUUCGUAUCUAAAUAUUAUGUGCACUAUGUUUGCAUGUACAGUUUUACAAGAGAUUCACUAGUACUUUUGUUAUUGUUAUGAGUGUUUCGGGUACAAAAAAAUAUGAUAACAGGAAAAUAACUGUACAAAUGGCCUUAAUCUUUCACUGAAUUCUUGGAAUUGUGCGAUGCCUUCAGAUAUGAAUCGAUAUAUAUUUUGUGUCUGUGUAUAAUUGCUUUCUAGUGUAUAUUUUCUUUGCUCAUGUAAAAAAAAUCUAUUGUAAUUUUUGGAAUCAGUGAUUAAUCAGAGAAAGCAUGACUGGAGUUCUGAUUGUUUAGUAAAUAGAUAUGAUGAAAUUAUUAUUUCUGUAUCAAGUACUAAUUUUGGAAUAAAUAUUCUUAAUAUACACAUUG